Gallus gallus (chicken) is the source of this 9105-nucleotide messenger RNA. It is a transcript of the gene USP49, whose product is annotated as ubiquitin specific peptidase 49. Gene Ontology annotation, cellular component: cytoplasm. Gene Ontology annotation, biological process: protein deubiquitination. The record is from RefSeq and is a predicted model, not a curated record. Gene Ontology annotation, molecular function: cysteine-type deubiquitinase activity; zinc ion binding. Lineage: Eukaryota; Metazoa; Chordata; Aves; Galliformes; Phasianidae. The transcript is spliced from 9 exons. The coding region runs from base 357 to 2141 and encodes 594 amino acids.
GGCGGCGUUGGGGUGUCUCACGCUGGUGACAGCUCGCGCGUGCGAUGAUGGCGGUCCUGCCCUGUGGGUACAUAAGCACGUGCUCUGUCCGUCUGAGCAGCGUCACCGAACGUCUGUCCUUGCUGAGCUGGUCAGUGAUUUCGUCUUUAGCAGCAGCAUCACUGGAAAAAGACUGCAAUUGAGGGCUUUGAAGCUGCGCUUCCUUAGAAUGAAGACUUAAGUAGUAAUUAAAUUCUCUAAGAACCGCCAAGACUCCUUUGAAUGAAAUGGGGAUGUUCCAGGCUCUGAGCAUUGCAUUGGAGAGGAAGGAAUGUUUCAACGUAACUCGGUCAAAGCAGCGAAGACUUCUGUAAGAGAUGGAUAGAUGCAAACAUGUUGGGCGGCUACGACUCGCCCAGGACCAUUCAAUCCUGAACCCCCAAAAGUGGCACUGCAUGGACUGCCAGACAACUGAAUCAAUCUGGGCUUGUCUGAAGUGCUCCCACGUAGCCUGUGGGAGGUACAUCGAGGAGCAUGCACUUAAACACUUUGAAGAAACCAGACAUCCAUUGGCAAUGGAAGUUAACGAUCUGUAUGUAUUUUGUUACCUUUGUGAGGAUUAUGUCUUGAAUGAUAACCCAGAGGGUGACUUGAAAUUGCUGAGAAGUUCUCUGUCAGCAAUUAAGAGUCAAAAACAUGAUCCAUCAACAAGAAGUGGGAGGACACUGCGAUCCAUGACUUUGGGAGAGGAUGUGUGCAGCCAUCAGAGGACCCCUCAGGGACAGUCUCAAAUGCUUACAGCGCUCUGGCACAGGCGCCAGUCUUUGCUUGCCAAGGCGCUGCGGACCUGGUUUGGUAAGAGCUCCAGAGGCCAGCUAAAGUUAAAACAAAAGAAACAGAUGGAGGAGUUGGAGAGGAAGAAGGAGGCAGCCAGGCGGCGACGGCAGGAGAUGAAGAGGCAGCUUCUGGAGGAGCUGGCAAACACCCCUCCGAGGAAGAGUGCAAGGCUGCUGUCGCAUGUGCACAGAGAGAACUUGAUUCCAAGGAAGUUCAGGGAGGUGGCGACCGCUUCCCCUAUCUCAAGGCAGAUGCAGAGCAGCAGAUUCAAUCAGUUCUAUUCCAUCCGGCGUAAGCCUCUGAUGACUCCUGGGGUGACGGGUCUAAGGAACCUGGGAAACACAUGUUACAUGAACUCUAUUCUGCAAGUGCUGAGUCACCUCCAGAAAUUUAGAGAAUGUUUUUUGACGCUUGAUCUCUGUGAAACGGAAGAACUCUUGGCCAAAACUGUGAAUGGGAAGUCUAGGUUGCCUGGCAGAUUGGCAAAUGGAUCUGCUGCUAAUGAGUCAGGGAGGACUGACAAAGUGGGAUCAUACGGCACACAGAGCUUGCCAGCUGGUUUAAAUGGCAGCUCCUCGAUAAGCAGGAGUUUAGAACUAAUACAACCCAAGGAACCGCGUUCAAAGCACAUCUCCCUCUGUCACGAAUUGCACACCCUCUUCAGAGUGAUGUGGUCUGGCAAGUGGGCGCUUGUGUCCCCGUUUGCCAUGCUGCACUCUGUGUGGAGUCUGAUCCCGGCGUUCCGAGGUUACGAUCAGCAGGACGCUCAGGAGUUCCUAUGUGAGCUGUUGGAUAAAGUGCAGCAGGAGCUGGAGUCAGAAGGAACAAAGCGCAGGAUCCUCAUCCCUUUCUCGCAGAGGAAGCUCACCAAGCAGGUCCUGAAGGUGGUGAACACCAUUUUUCAUGGGCAGUUGCUUAGUCAGGUCACCUGUAUAACAUGCAACUACAAAUCCAACACCGUUGAGCCCUUUUGGGAUCUUUCCCUGGAGUUUCCCGAGCGCUAUCACUCUAUUGAGAAAGGGAUUAUCCCUGUUAACCAGGCAGAGUGCAUGCUGACGGAAAUGUUGGCCAAGUUCACAGAAACUGAAGCUCUGGAAGGGAGGAUAUAUGCGUGCGACCAAUGCAACAGCAAACGACGAAAGUCUUCUCCCAAACCUCUUGUUCUGAGCGAAGCUAAAAAGCAGUUAAUGAUCUACAGACUACCUCAGGUCCUCCGACUGCACCUUAAACGAUUCAGGUGGUCUGAACGCAAUCACCGUGAGAAGAUUGGGGUCCAUGUCCUCUUUGACCAGGCUUUUGGGUCCACUGCAAUGACUCCAAACUGAAUGUAUGCAGCGUGGAGGAGGUGUGCAAAACCCAAGCCUACAUUCUUUUUUACACUCAAAGAACCGUGCAGGACAAAGCAAGAAUCUCAGAAAAACAACUCCAAGCUCAGGUGCUGUCCAAAAAUACUGAUAAAGACAGAAGACUGACAUUCCCAUGAUGGGAAGCUCUAUAACUCAAUCAACAGUCUCGUUUGUUUGUUUGUUUGUUUCUGUUUUUUAAACCAUUGGUGUUCACAUCUUUCCUCUCUGUAGGGAAAAGGGCUGGCUGCAGGAAGGGGAUCAGAUCAUGGUGUUUGUUGCCCAGGUAUGGAGAAGUGUAUCAAGCUGUGCAAUUCUGAUGUGUAAGACUGUAGUCAGAAACUUGUUUUUUUAAACAAUGUUGUUGUUAAAUUACACAAAACAAAGAGUUUGAUGCUUUGUAUCAUUAGUCUCGUAUUAAAAUGGAAUUGAGUAAGGCAUAUAAGAAAUGAGCACAACCAACAAAUAGAAGCAUUCAACUGGCAUCCAGAAACCUUCAGUACCUGAUAAAGCUCUGGAAGGAGCAGGUAUAGUACCUUCCCUUGAACUGUCAUUAGGAUUUCCAUCGAGGUAUUUCUUUUAUGGUUGUUGAAUAGUUGGAGCUGGCUGCCCUAAAAGCCUUUCUUGCUGAAGAAGUGUUUGACAUUCGUCAACAAGAAGAAGUGUUCCCCAGCCCUCAGCUAUCUCUGUGGUACCUAUUUCUUUGCCCUCAGAUAAGGGCAAACAAAUGGCUGGCAAUUUCUGUCAACAGCUCUUUUUCUCAGUGUUACUGGGACCGUAUGCACACUUGAUAGUCUGUUCUCUAGGCUGAACUGAACUGGCAGCUAAAUUCGCUAGGAAUGUAAUUCUGAAAACAGUUCUGCUCUGGAGAAUGUUUUUUGUUUUAUUUUUUAAAACAAAUAAAAAAAACCAAACACCCUGUAAUAAAACAGAAACGUACCUGUGUGAUCAGAGUCGUAUCUGUUUGCACUGGCAGCAAAAACAGCAAAACAGAAACGGCACGUUUCUGCUGGCAUAACUUUGCUGAUCAGAGUUAGAAAGAAGUGAAAACCCUGACUUGCACAGUCACAGCUGUGACAGCAAAAGCAGUCACUGGGAGGCAACUUACACUGGCAAAUGAGCACUUUGUUUGGUUUUGUUUUGUUUUCCAAGGGAAUAGUGUGGAGGUAACACCACAGAGUCAGAGCUAAGUGCUGUUAACUGCUCCUAUAGUGGCAAUAUUGACAAACUGGUUGUCACAGGAAGCCCAGAAUGACUGAAGGCAGUGAGGUUGUGCGGAUGCAGUGGACAGACUUUAACUUGUGAAGCUGUUAUUCCUGCUGGGUCAUAAAGGAAAGGAAUUAAGUUAACUGUCAUAUUGCUCAGUGAGCUUGAAAAACUACAGGAAUGUGUCUGUGAGUAUCUUGAUUUUAGAACAGGGCUCUAAUUGACUAUUUCUGGUCAGUUCUCAGCCUACAGUUGGACCUCAGGAAUUUUUAUCAUUUGGGGUUUGGCCGCAUGUGUUUCUUAUUGUCAUCAAAUCUGAAUAUGUGACUGCAAACAUACGUGUUGUAUUUCAGUCUUGUUGGGUUUUUUUUUUUCUUCUUUCCUGAAGCAGCUGUGGGUUGAAGUAUUGCGGUUCUUCAAACACCUGAUUCCAUGUUCAGGUAGGGGAGCUGGAACCGUGUUUUUCUUCACCUUCCUACUUGUAUCCUGGCUGGCACUGGCCCGUCAGACACAAACUGACAGCUGUGCGUUAUUGUUGGAGAGGGCCAAGAGGAAAAUCCCCCAAACACAAUUCCUCUUUUUUCACUGCUGCUACUUCAACUUUUGAUUUCCUGUUCUGUGGGCACUUCAGCUGCUGUUAAUCACUUUAGUCAUGCAGAGAUGAGCAGAACAAACAAGAAACUCCUCUUUUGUUAGAGCACAGCGCCGCUCUACGUCUCCUCUGUCCACAAAGAGCCCCAUUUGCUCUCUGUCUGAGCCACUUUUUGAGCCUACGCAAACUGAUUUUUUAGCAACUAAGAGUAAUUUGAGUUUAUAUACUUGCUUUGUUUUGUGGAUUUUUUGUUUGUUUGUUUGUUUUUAGGCAAGCCAGUUUGAAACAGUCUUAUGGGAACGAAUUAAAAGGUGUUAAUUCUGUUUCUCUAAAUGUUGCAUGGUCUGGAAGGAUUUCCUGUGAAUGUCUGCAUAUCUGUGUAUUUACUAGGUAGCUUUUUUUUUCUUUUGUGCUACUAGUAAAUAAAAUAAAUAAAAAUACUAUAGGCCAGACUGAGAUGCAACAGAAAUGUGACCCAGCUUAAUGCAGGGGAAGCUGGUCUGGUUUCAGCACAGGCAGAAAUUGACAUCCGUGAAAGAAUGAAAAUGAAAUGCUUGUGGUGUUCAGAUCUGUGCUGGAGUCUUCGGUAGGGCAGAAUGCAUGCUUUGUGAGGGCUACGUGUUUCAAAAGGAAAAUGAAAGGAAAAAAAGUGUUCGGUGUUGCCUUCUUAAUCUCAGAAUUGGAAGGGAAAAUGGAAGAGUCAUGGUUUGCUGUGACUGCCAAAUACUGUGAUCGCAUUGUGCAUCCCUUACCAUGCUGGCCCUGUUUGUAUGAAGAUUGAUUGUUGUUACUGUAGUGAGUCGAGACCUUUGCUGUGAAUGCUCAUCUUUUGACUGAGUGUUUUGCAUUAAUAUUUGUGUUCAGGUAGAAAUAUGGUUGUCAUGUGAAUUGACUAGAUUACAGAGGGGAGUGGGAGCAGCACUGUUAGCCAUGGGUACAGCUGGUUGCCCAAGCAGAUUGUGUAGUGUUUGCUGUUGACAUCUUUUGACAUUAGUGACUUCUCCAUGUGACAUUAGCCUCAUUGCGCUGAGAUGUGGAGAUACUGCAGUCAGAAAAAUGUUGCCCUGAUAGGGAGAGAAUGAAUUAUACUUCAAAGUAAACUUGCUCUUUCCAGCACUGUGAGGUUUCUGUGAUAUUUAGCUUUUAUUUGGAAGCGAUAGCGUAUAGCAUUUUUUUAUGCUGUUUGGUUUAUAUUUGUCUGCUGUAGGCAUCCUUAUAUAAGCAUAGCUCAGUGUCCCUGCCAUGGUGGACGCUGUUCUAUAGUGUCUUGUUUGCCAGAAGUUAGAAUUGGAAGUUACCUCUUUACAUUAAUAAGACAUACGUUAAUAAAUAAGAUGUUUAUCCAGCUUGCAAUUACUGUGAAGCUCACUGAAGUGAAUGCCUGCCCAAGGGCAGCCUGUAAUGCAAGCUCUGUCCCUCCUUUAAUGGUGUGACUUGAAAUCCUGCUCCAAUCCAGGUGUGUAUUUAGAAUAAUUCUGGAUGUAGACUUUACUCUCGCAAGCACCUAAGCAACUGAUGUAACUUAACUCAGGUGUGGAGGUCACGCUUUUGAGUCCCGAGCUCAGUGUCUGCAGGAUUAGAACCUUUGUUUUGGUUGAACUGGGAGUGGAAUUUGUUUCUAUACAUGCAGGCACACCUGAAUUGGGGUUUCAGUCAUGUAACAAGUAGCCAGCUGCCUUGAGGAAUGCUGAGAGCAAGUGUGAGGCUCCUGGCACUGUGCAGGUUGCUGUCUGAAGGCAAAGUAAAUCACAGGACACUUGCAGGCUGUCAGGUUUGUGAGUACGCAGCCCUUGGCACAGAACUGUUCCCAGCAUAACCUUAUUCUCUUCAACUUGUACGUAAACUGUUGUUAAUUUUGUGCUUUUAAGAAUGAAGAAUCAUAAUGUAUUCAUGGCCAGGUAGAGUGCAACAUUGACUGUAGUUAUUGGGAAAUACUUUAUUUUAGCUAACGUUAUGCCUCUAGCAAGUUAGUUGCAUAAAUUUGCCUUUGUUACCCCUUUACUGCCUGCAUGUCCAAGUUAAAAUGUGCAUACUGCAAAAACAGUUUCUCUGCAAAGCAAUGGGGGAAAAAAAAACCAACUCUUUUUUCCCCACUAUUUCUAACCAGAACAAUUCUCUGGUCUGGCUUUGAAGUUGUCAAUAUGAAGCAGCAAACAGAAUAAUGUGCAUUAAGUGUUUGACGUCAAACUUUUCUGGGUGGCAGUGUCACCCCCAUUUCCUUAGGGGAUUCCAGCCAUUCUUUUUCAGCGCAGGAAUAUAAUUGGAAACAGUAAAAGCACUGAGUGCAUCCUACAGACUCACUAUCAGAAGUUAUUUUUGCUUCAGAAAGGCAAAAGACAUCUUCCUUAUGCCCAACCUAAAUCUCCUCUCUUUUAGUCUGAGACCAUUUCCCCUUGUCCUAUCACAGCCCCUGCUGAAGAGUCUGUCCCCUUCUUUCUUACAGCCCCUUCAGAUACUGAAAUAUUGUCUUGGUGGUAAUGUGGACACAUUCAUGCUGAUUGUAAAUUCCCCCAGGCUGAGUGUGCUUAAUUGCAUCCUAACGAAACUUCUGGCUGCUGCCAGAUCCUCCAGGAUAAGCUACAGUGAAAGUAACAGUACUGCAGAAUGAGGAAUACUUAUGGAAGAGAAAAUAGAUAGAGAUUAGUUUUACCUGCCAAUACAAUUUAGUGAGCUAAUUUUGUAUAAUUCCUUAGAUUUGGUGCCUUGUAUCCAAUAACAUUUUGAAUAGGACAGAAACGCUGAGGGUGUAAGUCUCAGUGACACUGAGAUAAGUCCUGACUGAAGCAGCAGAUCUGUGUUUUUAUAAGUACUCUCAGCAUCACUGGCAUCUUCACAUUUCAUGUCCAUAUCAAGAAGUUUACCAGCAAGCUCAGAAGCUAUGAUUUUAUCAUUAUAUGUUUGAAAUAGCUGUAUAUGUCAUAAUUCAAGGAAUGACUUGUUCAAAGGCAGACUGGACUUAAAUUGUCUCAUGUCAUCCGGGCCCCUUCCAGUCAGUCAGUAAGCUGACAUCUGGCAGAGCGUGUGGUGCAGAGCAAGGAAUAAAAACUAGACUGGGAGUUUUUGGUAGAGGAGCUGUACCUUCGGAAGGGGCCUUCUGUCCCAAGCCUGAAUAUAGAAGUCCCAAGCUUGAAUAUAAAACCACAAUUAAGUGGUAUCUUUCUCGUGUCCAUUUCAUUAAUAUCGAUACCUGUUUAUUGCAGAUGGGAAUGUGAAGCAUUCUAGCAAGCUUUUGAAUUUUGAAAACCACAGCAUAGACUGAAUGAUCAAAAGCUGAAUGUGUUACUCACCUGUACCGAUUUGUGAUUAUCUGUCUUAGUUGAUUUUAGGGGUGUGCCUUUAGGCCGCUCCUGUUGUGCUUACUUUAUUUUAAAUUCUAUGAUUCUGUGUGUGUGAAUGGGUUCCACUUGUUUAAAGGGUAACUUUGCAUGGUGGGCCAAAAUAGUUUUGAGAGAUCUGAUAGUCUUAAUAAUGCAGUUUGCAAAGUACAUUCAUUUCCAAAAGGGAGGGUGGGGGGUAAAGUGAGGAGGAAAAAAAAAAAAGAAAGACCAUACCAGCUCAAUGAGCCCAAGAUUGACUUUAACCACUGCUAUUUAUUGUUCUGAAGUGUCUGUGUGGUAUGGAGGAGUGCGCUACAGUUACAGUGGAGUGCUGUGCUACUGAUUUUGUGCAGGCUGGAGACAGGGAGGGAGAAAGGGAGAAUGAAACAACCAGAAAAAUAAAACCAAGCUGAGCACAGCAGUGAUGUACUUCCAGUAGAGAUAGGAAGCAUUUGAUUUGGUGACCUUAUGUGUCAGAGGUCUGUGUAUUUUGCAGGCAGAGACAUCAACAAAAUCCAAAUGCAGUCUCAUUAGCUGCAGUCUGGGGGAAAAAAUUUCUCCUAGUGGUAGUCUCAUACUGGCAAAUGAAUGGUGCUUUUCCAUUAAAUAUUCCUAAGGAACAGAACCCCAAAUUCUCAGGUUUUAAGAAGGAGCUGCCUACUUAAAGCCCACCAUGCCACUGUAAAUGCUUGUGUAACUGGAGGUGAAAAAAGAUCAUACAGUUGAUGAGCGAACACCAUUUGAUUUGUACUUCUUAGUCUCAGUAACGUGCUUUCCGUGGAGGUGUCAGGUGGUUCCAUUCUGAACUGCUGGGUCUGGGCCCUGACUCAUCAAACUUGGAUUUUGUGGGGGUAGAAAAGGGCUCCCUCUGUUUCUCCUGCUGCUUUACAGACGCUUUCCAUGUGAGCACUUCUUCAUUGGAAUGUAGGGCUUUUGAGUGUUUCUCCUCCUGAAGAGGAACAAACACACCCCUCCAGCAUGGGCAGUGUUAAAUGUCAAGCACUUAGGCUAUAGCCUUAUCUCCUUAGAGAACCAUAUCCGUGCUAUGGGGAUAACUGUGGUACACUGAGUUAGUAUGAGUGAAUCAGUGCAGCAUUUGUGGAUUCACAAGGUUAAAGAAUGUAUUAUAACAUGGGCAAACCAGAGCUUUGCAGAUGAGUAAUGUCACUGCAAGCUUGUGGUGCACUGUGGAAUGGAAUCUGUAGCUGAGGAAUUAAGAUAACUUACCCACAUGGCUCCUCCUUGGCUCCUCCUUUGCACAGUGUCUGUUCUGUAUAACUCCAUACCUCUGACUCAUGAAUACUUCCUAGUAAGUUCAUCUUCAUUCUCCUCAUAUUUAUUAAAUGAAGUUACUAAGCCUGGCCCUUACGGCUGUUGCCUACUGCUACAAGAUGAACAAAUAUUUGUGAAAACCAAGUUUAUAGCUUGUUUGUCAGACAUGCUGAGUACAGUAACAUGCCACUAACAACCUGUUCAGCCCCUUUGGAAGACGUCCUAUUUCUUGUCUGCUAAACUUCAGCUUUGGUUAAAGCAGUCACAAGCUAUUUAGGGCACAGCCUUCUGUACAUCUACCUAAAUGAGAGGUUUACAGGAAAGGAACAAGUGGAUAAGUUUGUUUCCAGUAAAACUUUAACUAGUUUGCUUUUGGGUAAAAACAAACAUAGUUGCAAUGGUCAGGAUGGUUAGGACUGUGUCUUCAAGAAGAGUGCAGCCCAGGCGAGCUCCCUUAAGUUAAGACAGGUUUGCAAGGCAUGCUGCCAGGGGAGCCCCCGUUCUGCUCCUGCCCUGGAAGCUCCACUGUUGACCUGAGCAAGGAUAGAAGGAAAGCUAA